CAGCGCUACGCGUGUGCUCCAUGCGACGGAAUUCAAGGAGGGCCAGAUCCCACCGGAUACGAUUCGGGAGCCUCGCAAGGAUUACCUCCACCAGAGUCACGUGAUGCCCGCUGCUCUAACCACAAAGAUGCCGGACGUCAAGCAGGAUGGAAGGAGGGUAUCGAAGCCUCUCAUGGAAAAAAGGCGACGUGCUCGAAUAAACCAGUGUCUGUCGCAGCUCAAAUCUCUUCUGCUCAACAACACGAGAAACGAUUCACCUAGGCACUCCAAGCUCGAAAAAGCUGAUAUACUCGAAAUGACAGUGUGCCACCUGCAGGCGCUCCAUAGGCAACGUCGAACAGCGAGCCUUUUGACGGAUCCAAGCGUCCGCCACAAGUUCCGCGCUGGCUACGAGGAAUGCAUUCUCGAGAUCCGACGGUUUCUCUCGACUCUGACGUCGCCUGCUGCGGGUCUCCCCGUGCUGGAAGCUUCCCGGGACCGCAUCCUGGGCCAUCUACAUGAAAGGGCGCGCGAGAUCGCCGACAUGGAACUGACUGCGAGUGAAAUUCACGAUGUCCAGCCUCCUCUCACGAAAGACCGGCCCAGCAGCCCCGCUGACACAUCCACCCCGCCUGACACGACAUACGUGGAACCGUCAAGCCGCCCUGUCCAGCAGGUCAUGGACGAUAUCUCAACGGCUGCCACACUUCGUGGAGUUCAGGUGACUCCGACGCGGCUCAAGAAUGGUGAUCUGAUGUUUGUCUUGCCGAAGGACCUCGUCUCCGGAGUUGCGUCCACCCUUCACAGCGAUCACCAAGCGACUAUAACGUCAGCGAUGACGUCGCCACCACCGACUCCCGGUUUCUCCGAAGCCAACUUUUCGGACUCAAGCUCGUCCGACGGCUCGGGUGCCUCACUUCUGUCGAACGCCGAGUGUCUGAGAGACAAUGGAAACGCGGCGAACUGUGCAAAGCCUCAGCAGUUCGACGAAAAAAUGUGGAGACCGUGGUGAGAACUGUUGGGACAUCGUAAAAGUGUUUGGGACAGCGGACAACAACGUGUUAUGCUCCAUGAGAGAUUCGGUCUUUGAGUACCUUUGAGUACAACAGGCUUUGAGUAUAUACCUUUCUGUUUCGCUAACGGCGUGGGCUGGUCCCGUUACCGUUAGAUAUCUACAUUGUUACUUGUGCUAAACUCUUAAAACAGCACUUCACCACAUAACAUGCUGAAGGCAUGCCAAUUGCACAGAUGAUGAUGAUGAUGAUGACUACUGGAGUUUUUUAUGGCGUCCAAGCAACUAAGGAUAUAUAUAUAUAUAUUUCGCCCAGACAGUGGUGAUAGUGCCAAUUUCAUAGAAUGAUAACGUUUCCACUACUCAUUUGUGGAAAGCGCGGGGCAUAUACGCCUUUGUGUGACAAUUAAUAUAACUUCAUAAGUGUCACAAAGCGACGUACGCCUUUCAGUGUCAACAAAUCAGUGGAGAGAACGAUGUCAUUUGAGAUGAUGGUUUGCUAGGAUAAUGUUACGAGGUAUACGUUCCCAAGCAGCACAACAUCUUGGCCCAAUAUUUUGGUCCAAUCUUGAGCAGGCAUUGCCAAUAUCGGGCCAAUAUGUUGGGCUGCUUGGGUUCGGUUUUAAGAGCAUAUAUGUUCACCUGCCUGCACUGUGCUCACCUGCUGUCGGCAGCGUUUGGUGCCUUAUCAAUUUGUAAUACGUACG
Messenger RNA from Ornithodoros turicata, 1698 nucleotides. RefSeq names its product transcription factor HES-4-like. Bases 104 to 991 code for a protein of 295 amino acids. The record is from RefSeq and is a predicted model, not a curated record. NCBI's taxonomy places the organism in Eukaryota, Metazoa, Arthropoda, Arachnida, Ixodida, Argasidae. Gene Ontology annotation, molecular function: RNA polymerase II cis-regulatory region sequence-specific DNA binding; protein dimerization activity; DNA-binding transcription factor activity, RNA polymerase II-specific. The transcript has 5 exons. Gene Ontology annotation, biological process: regulation of neurogenesis; regulation of transcription by RNA polymerase II; anterior/posterior pattern specification. Gene Ontology annotation, cellular component: nucleus.